AUGGGUUCGUUGGGACUAAGUAGUGAUGGUGCUGCCUAUCGGUCUCGUGGGUACCAGCUCGAAAUGUUAGAGGCUAGCCGCAAAGAGAAUAUCAUUGUCGCGAUGGACACGGGGAGUGGAAAGACUCAUAUGCACGUUUAUAGUGCCAUUCUUCGGAUUAUAGAUGAACUUGAGAACUGUAAUUCUCCAGAUAAAGUGAAAAAACUUAUCUGGUUUCUUGCCCCGACUGUGGCAUUGAGCCUUCAACAACACGAAGUUAUCACUAGCCAGAUCCUCUCUGUGAAAACUAAAGUUCUAACUGGCCUGGAUAAUGUCGAUCGAUGGACUGAACAGGGUGUUUGGGACAAAGUUCUCAAGGAUGUCCGCGUGGUUGUCUCAACAUAUGCUGUCCUUGCUGAUGCUUUGGGUCAUGGUUUUGUUCGCAUGUCCCGACUUGCUCUCCUCAUCUUUGAUGAGGCUCAUCAUUGCACGAGACGCCAUCCGGCGAACAAGAUUAUGCAAAAUCACUAUCAUCCUACUCUGCUGAGGUCGGGCCCAAAUGCUGUACCUCGGAUAUUAGGACUCACUGCCAGCCCAGUGGUACGUUCGAGCCAGAACGAGCUUGAGUUAGUCCACCUACCCCGUGAAAAGUGUCUCCAGAAACUGACCACCUUCCCCAGAACAAUCGAAUCCAACUUGAACGCAGUAUGCAAGACUCCACGUGUCCACCGCAGUGAGCUUUUGGAAAAUACCCAUCGCCCUCAUCUAGAGCGUGUCAAUUACAUACCUUUUGAUGAAGCACAGUAUGGCUUUGGGAGCCGACUGCUUUCAUCUCUGAUAGAAUGCUGCAGGGCAUAUAACAUAGAAGAUGAUCCUUGGAUCGAUUCAUUACGAUCAAAGAGUCAGGCUGUGGAGCUGGCGAAGGCUCUCACUACAGGUAAAACCUUCUGUAGCGAGCAACUGAGGAUAUUCCAGGCGCGUAGCCGUCACAUUUAUGAGGAACUGGGAGGUUGGGCGGCGGACUUCUUCAUCGGCGCUUCAAUUGACCAACUUGAGCGUUCAAUCCAAGAUACAAGUGAGAUGUCACAUUUGGACCGGGAGGAAAGGAUUUACCUCUUGGAGCUUCUGCAUGCAAUACCUGCACCAAAUCUAGAUGAGGAGAGUUAUCACAUAUCCAUCAAGCUUGAAAUGCUUAUCAACUUCCUCGAAAAAACGGAUAGGCCUGGGUUUUCUGGGCUACUCUUCGCAAAACAGAGAGCAACUGUUAGUGUCUUGGCUCGCAUUUUAUCACUUCAUCCCAAGACCAGAGAUCGCUUCCAGUGUGCCGCUUUUGUUGGUUGGUCGAGCGAUAGAAAUCGCAAAGGUUGUCUCGGUGACCUUCUUCAUCGGGAUAUGCAACGAGAUACUCUCGAGGAGUUCAGAGCCGGCCGCAAAAAUCUCAUUGUCGCCACUGAUGUUCUCGAAGAAGGGAUUGACAUAAGCGCGUGCAGUUUGGUUAUCUGCUUUGACAAGCCUGCAAACCUGAAGUCCUUUGUCCAGCGGCGUGGGCGUGCUCGUCAUAAAGAAUCUACAUUUGCUAUCAUGAUCUCAAAUGACGAUGAGUUGUUGAGUCUUCAUAAAUGGCAGGAAUUAGAGCAAGCUAUGAUUAAAGCAUAUCAGGAUGAUGAGCGACAGCGUCGGGAUGCUUAUGAACUCGAAGCCACCCAGGAGGUCGUGAAAGAGAGACUCUUGGUGGAAAAGACCAGUGCUCUGUUGACGGCGGACGACGCAGUGCAGCAUUUGCAUCACUUUUGCGAUGUAUUACCAGUGGAUGAGUAUUCCGACAACAGACCAAUGUUCUCUUUUGAAGAGAACAGUAUGGGAUUACUUUUAGGUACGGUCACGCUACCAAAUUCUGUACAUCCGACGGUUCGACGGAUAUCGGGGAAAUCCUGGUGGCAGACAGAGCGGGCAGCCAGAAAAGAGACUGCAUUUCAAGCAUACAAAGCUUUGUAUUUUUAUGGUUUAGUCAACGACAAUCUCUUGCCAUUGACGCGAAAACCAGAGUUGAGAUUCUCGGAACAGACGACUCUUCCAUCUAUUAUCCCAGCUGCUGAACAGUAUGAUCCUUAUGUAGAGCUUGCACAAGGCUGGGCUGCGGGUCAACUGUGCCAGACACGCUUGAAGAUAUGCAGUAAUGGUUCUGUCGAUAACGAUUUGGCUGUCUCCUUAAUCUUGCCAAGAUUGACCCCAACACUGCACCCCAUUACUCUCUACUGGGAACCAGAAACCUCCUUGCAAGUCUACUUUGAUCCGCAAAUUUCGGCUUUUGAGACGACAGCAGAGACACUGGAUCAAAUGAGAAGGAUCACAGCCCUCUAUCUACAAGCUCCCAGCUCGCGCCAACGAGGAGAUGACCGCGACUUCGUGGCUCUCUUCGUCCCCGAUAUUUCACACGAACAACUGGGAGAAUGGCUUUCGGCGUACGAAGGGAAAGAGCCUGCAUUGGAAGUCUACUCAGGGGAUCCAACUUCGCCGCCUACGGGUAUCGUCCGUGACCAGUCAAAAUUCAGUGAGCCGCGGACAUUCAUUAAAUGGAUUGUUCCAGCCGAGGUAACGAAGUCAUCGCCUAUUGAAAUAGAAUGUUCAUCACUUCCCCGUCGACGGAAUUUCCUACAAGUGCAAGCGAUAAAUAUUGCCGAAGAUGCAGAGGCAGAUGCACCAAAGAAGUCUUACUUUGUACCUGCUUCAGCUUGCAUCAUCGACAAGCUCCCAGCAAAACAGGCCCUCUUUGGACUUUUUAUCUCUGCUAUUUUGGAUCGGCUAGAGGCAUCUUUGGUCGCACAUCGAUUGAAUGAUACCAUUUUGAAAGGAGUUGGAAUCCAAAAUAUCGACCAUGUCAUUACGGCUAUCAGCGCGCCCAUUGCGCAGGCCAGUACCAACUAUCAGAGAUACGAGUUCUUUGGUGACUCUGUUCUCAAAUUUACCGUUAGUUGCCAGCUCUUUUUCCGGAACACCAACUGGCACGAGGGGUACCUCUCAGAGAGCCGUGACAAACUUAUUCAAAACACUCGCCUUGCUCGUGCAGCUCUCGACACUGGCAUUGACUGCUUCGUCUUGACGAGCCGGUUCACUCCUCGAAAAUGGGUUGCACCGUUGAUCAGGAACAAGUUGGAACCAUCAACAGCCAAGAGAAACAUAUCAACCAAGGUCCUGGCAGAUGUAGUCGAAUCCCUCAUUGGCGCAGCAUACAUAGACGGUGGAAUACGUAAAGCGCAAGCCUGUCUCCAUCGUUUCUUGCCCGAGAUCGAUCUCUUCACAAAUGAUAUUUCACCCCUCAUCCUCCCAGCAGGCAAAGGCGUGAGCAACCUAAUCAACCACCAUCAGUUGGCCGGUCUGAUUGGGUACACUUUCAAAGAUCCAGCUCUUCUAACAGAGGCGCUCACCCACGCAUCCUGCGAAUACGAUACAUCAACACAAUCCUACCAACGCCUCGAGUUCCUCGGUGACGCCGUCCUAGACAUGGUCGUCAUGGUAGUGAUAGCAGCCCACCCCGUGGAAAUGGAUCAAGGUCCAAUGACAUUGCUCAAACAUUCCGUCGUGAAUGCGAACCUCCUCGCGUUCUUUUGCAUGGAGCUAUCCGCACCAGACGACCCGACCAACAUCGGCAAAACCAAGCAUGUACAGCACUGUGACCAGAUCCAUUUAUGGCGCUUCCUCCGCUCUCACGGCCCUAACAUCACAUUAGCCAAGAAAGCUUGUCUAGAGCGGCACGCAGGUCUCCGUGGUGAGAUCCGCGAUGCCCUGGAACACGGAAGCCAGUACCCGUGGGAAUUAUUCGCGCGUCUGCGUGCGGAUAAAUUCCUGUCGGAUAUCAUUGAGAGUGUGCUUGGGGCGAUCUUCAUUGACUGCGGUGGGGAUCUGGAUGUAUGUCAUGCAUUCGUUGAACGUAUCGGUCUCGUGUGGUAUAUCCAGCGUGUUAUUGCGGACGGCGUUAAUGUCGUUCACCCACGGAACAUCGCGCAGAAUAUGGUGAAGGGAGCAGGUACCCUAGUCUUUAAGAGGAAGAGGGUCGAGUCUGGAGGUGUGGCUACGUACCGGUGCUCUGCAGUGGUCAAUCAGACUGAGAUUGCGCUGGUAGAGGGUUGUGCUUCUGCUGAAGAGGCCGAGGUUAAGGUUGCCAAUGUUGCCAUUGAACACCUGACAUUUCACCCAGUGGUUUAG
This is a messenger RNA of Penicillium vulpinum, 4182 nucleotides long. RefSeq names its product putative RNA helicase/RNAse III. NCBI's taxonomy places the organism in Eukaryota, Fungi, Ascomycota, Eurotiomycetes, Eurotiales, Aspergillaceae. Gene Ontology annotation, cellular component: RISC complex; nucleus; cytoplasm. The transcript has 6 exons. Gene Ontology annotation, biological process: siRNA processing. The coding region runs from base 1 to 4182 and encodes 1393 amino acids. The record is from RefSeq and is a predicted model, not a curated record. Gene Ontology annotation, molecular function: RNA binding; ATP binding; ribonuclease III activity.